GUUGAUGUUUCGUUCAUUUAACCCACAAAGAGAAAGACGACCAAUACCCAGGCGUGUUGGUUUAUAAAUAUACCAAUGUGUUCAAUCCAUUCAGCAUGUAUUUGUAUGUUUACUCGGAGAUCAUCCGGCUAGCAACUGCUAGCAACUGUGAGCGAUCAUACACAACUGCUCUUGUUGUUGUGUGAAACUGAAUUGAAUGUAACGCGAUGGCUCGUCUUUGCUUUUAGUUUUAAUGUCCAUUCAUGUGACAAUCCAACACAUUCCCUUUUUCGCCUAUGGCAUGUUGUGUUUUAGUUUCGAUUCACGUCUUUAAUAUUAGACAAUGUGACAGUCGUCUUUUUCGCCUAUGACAUGUUGUGUUUUAGUUUCGAUUCGCGCCUUUAAUGUUAGCCAAUGUGACAUUUUGGUAACGCUCAGUUAGUUGUUUCUUAAACCACUCAUUACACAUUACAAAGAUUGAAAGACUUUCCUAUACUGAAAUUUCAGUCAAUAUCAAUAGGUUAAAUUUGUCAGUACGCCAUGGUUUUCUCUUUCCAUUAAAUAUAUUGUGGUUUAAUGGCGUUUACUUUUUGUCCCACAUUUUCCGUUUUAUUUUUUUAAAUGAUUCUUAUAUCGCCUUGUCUUUUCUGGUUUGCUGUUUAAGCACAUUUGUUUUGUUAGUUCUCAACAUAUAUCUAUGAAGUUCUUUUUAGGUUUCAUCAAGUUCAAUAGAUAUAAUCUUGCUGUUUGAAAUGUGUUCACUAAUUCCACAGAAGCUCAUACUUCUGCGAUGGACAACUCCAACCUGAACUGUUCUAUAUGUAUGGAGCGUUUCCAAGUUCCUGUGACCAUCCCCUGCGGGCACACCUUCUGUCAGAAGUGCAUCACAAUGCACUGGGAUGUGAAGCGCAAGUCCGACAUAGGACCUCAGUGUCCAAUCUGCAAUUUCGACUUUCUCACCAGGCCCGUUCUGAAGCAGAACGUGUCACUACUCUCGGUCCUGACUGAGGCAGCGAACACCACCACCUGCAGAGAGACACUGACAAGAGGAAGUGAAGGCACCAGAGCAAUGCAGCUGUGCGACCAACACAAGAAACCUCUGAUCUAUUACUGCAAAGUGGACAAGAUGCCGGUGUGUUGCGAGUGUGCGAUCUUACAGUGCGACAAACACGACAAGGUUUUGUUGGAGAAGGAGCGAGAAAACCAGAAGAUGCUGCUGGAGAGGAAGAGCAAAGAGGUGGGCAAGCUCAUUGAGGAAACAGAGAGAGGAAUGCAUGAACUGUCUGAAAACAUUGACCAUGCUAAGGUGAGCUUUCAAACUAUUCUUGGAGAACCUUUGAUACGAUUGCUUCCCGAUAGACUUGAGCAUCGCCACCACUUGUUUUUAAAUGUUUUUUGUUGCCACUCACAAAUCAAUAAAAUAUGCACCCAUUUCCAUUUAAACGAGGUGACCCUCCAACAGACCUCCAACUGGGUCAACGUCAAGUUCUCCAGCCUGAUCAAAGCCUUGGCGGAGAAGCAGAGGGCCACAGAGUUCUUCUUAGAGGAGCAGAAGGAGGCGGUGGUCAGUGGGGCAGAGGAGCGUCUCACAGAAAUGGAGGAAAGGAUCCAGAAGCUGCGACAAAGUCAGAGUCAGAUUGAAGCUCUGCAUGAGCUGUCUGACACAGAGCUCAUCAAGGAGUCCAUGUUUGUGGAGGUCCCCUGCCUGAAGACCGUCUACACAGACGUGAGCCCGAACCUUCAGGACCGACUCAACGGCAUCACAGAUGUUCUGAGUCGGGUCUCCAAACUGGUUUCCGAGGACCUGGAGAAGGCCGUGAGCUCGGCUGUGGAUCACGACAAAGAUGGAUCACCUCAGGACAAGAGGCCCGUCCUGGCUGUGGUUCCGAGUCCAGCUACUCCCUAUCAGACUGGGAAGGAAGGACUCAACUCCUACCGCUGCUCUCUGACCUUUGACCCCCACACUGCCAACGGGCACCUCUUUCUGUCCCAGGAGAACAGACGGGCAGAACACUUGACCUCUGGGCCUCGACCAGUGCCGUCCCAUGAGUCGAGGUUUGACUACACUUGGCAGGUCCUCUGCUUCCAGGGUUUCAGACAGGGGCAGCACUAUUGGGAGCUGGAGGUGUCCAAGCCGUGGGCCUACCUUGGGGUCACCUAUGACACCAUCCCCCGCAAGGAAAAGGGCAAGAAGUGUAUGGUGGGAAUGAACGAGCUCUCGUGGAGUCUGCAGCUGAAUGACCGGCGGCUCAGUGCCUGGCACAACGGCCGGGAGGAGAGACUGACCAGUCAGACGCUGCAUAGUCGCAUCGGAAUGCUGCUGGACUACGAGGAAGGGACGCUGACUUACUAUGGCGACGGUCAGACAAGGCUCCACGCUUUCCACUGUGCCUUCACACAGGAGCUCUUCCCUGCCUGCUGGAUUGGAGAGGGAGUCAGCAUCACCCUCUGCAACUCCUGAGAGGCGGUGCACGCAUGGUUUUUAACUUUUUCUAACUUAAAAUGAACUCGGUUUUUAACGUCAGCACGCUUUCUUUUCGAGCAGAACACUUUAUCAGUGCAACAAGCCACAUCUGUUGUAUUAUAAAUCUCAAAACUUGAGCUGGGCGUCUUGGAUAAUUGGGGUAUCCAAUUCUCAAUGAUACUGAAGCUGCAACAGAGCUAUUGUCUAUAGUAGCAUCACCUUGGGAAAAUCACAGUAAUGACAUUUUUAAAAUUCAAAGUAAACAUAAAAAUGAUUUUAAUGCUCCUUUUAAUGUUAAUCCAAAAAAAGAUUUUAUGAAAUACAUAAUACAAUAACAAAAUACAAGAUGUCAGAUGAUGAAUGCUUUGGGUAUAUUAAUAGUAUUAUUAUUGUAUUAUUGAAUAUUAAUUGUGGAAAAGUACACAGUAGAAAUUUUAAUCUCGUAAAAAAAAAAGCCAUUAUUUAUAAAAUAAUGUAAACAUCAAAAUUUGUUAUACCAAAGGCAUAUACCCUCUUAGCAGCAUCUGAAGAAAUUAAUAUAUUCAUUCGUACAGUAAUGGAUCAGACUAUUCAUAGGUGCAGUGUGUGGAAAAAGAUAUUUACUUUACUACACGGUGGCUAAAUAUUUGGGAUAAAACACAGACUUAGGAGAAAUCAUUUAACAGUUAUUUAAAAAUGGAAUAUAAAAGUGAAGAAGCAGCAGGCACAUGAUAUAUAAAAAAAUAAUGGGAUCCAAAUAAAGACGGUCAAAAGUACAAGAUGAAAAUUUAAGACAAGCUGUUACUAUUAUUGAAUUGUCAUUACAUUGAUGCACACAUUUGCUGAGAUCAUGUCCAAGAAGUGAGAAUGGAAUCUUUUAUUUAUUAUUUAUGUAUUUAUCAUGUCGUUGUGUCAAUGUUUUCUGAUGUAUUGUUUGGAAUAUGAAGAUGCACUUUUGCGUGUGUUGUGAUGCAUUUGUCUGGGAAAUGUGGAUUCCUACGAUCCUGACUGGAUGACAGUGAGUGACAUUAAAUCACCU
This is a messenger RNA of Synchiropus splendidus (mandarinfish), 3461 nucleotides long. It is a transcript of the gene trim65, whose product is annotated as tripartite motif containing 65. The record is from RefSeq and is a predicted model, not a curated record. The transcript has 6 exons. Gene Ontology annotation, molecular function: zinc ion binding; protein binding. NCBI's taxonomy places the organism in Eukaryota, Metazoa, Chordata, Actinopteri, Syngnathiformes, Callionymidae. The coding region runs from base 770 to 2440 and encodes 556 amino acids.